CAGGAGCGAUGAGCGGGCGAGGAUCCGCAGCGCUCCGUUCAAAAUUGUACGCCGUUUAUAAGGCUGAUGGGGUCUAUACGGAGAUCUGCAACGUGCGAAAAUUCGUGGCAUCAACGGGGCUUCGGACCUCGAGUCUACGUGGGUCUACGGUUCGACCUUUGCGUGCAGAAUGGAGGGGGAAAAGCCACUCGAAGAGUAGAGGUAGAAAUGGCGGUGGCAGUGGAGGUAGAAUACGAGCUGUGCCGGUCUUUACUCGGUAAGUCGGUACUCGUGAUCUUGGAGUUAGCCUGGGGAAUCGACGCGGACGUUUGUCCUGCCUUCAGCCGUCGGAGAAGGGAUUCUGGAAAGGCGACGUCGAAUUCAGGCCAGAAUCCAACAGGUACGGCAGUAUAGUAUCCGAAACCGUUCGCCGAUGCCAGACCGAGUUAUAACUUUACAGGUAUACGAGCGGUGAAUAAUAUUCUCGCGGACGCUUUACAUCCGAACUCCGGUGUGCCUGUUCCUCCGUAUACACGAUAUAUACUGUAAUACGUACCUGAAGUUAAAUCAGAGUUGGUACCUCAUAGAUACCCUUACUCCGGGUUCAAGGUCCAAGUGGUUGCAGUGCCCUAGACAAUACGGUCUUACGAUAGUGCAACGACUACUCGUGGUGUUAUGUUGAAAAUGUGGUAUACGACGUCGUGAGGUGUAUUCCUCACGUCUGCCUUGCUUGACGACCGAACGUGAGGUGGACGAUAUUCUAUCCCAUCGACUCGUACAGCGUCACUUUUCUCACCGCCCCCGCCUCCUUCGUCUCGCUACUGCAAAUUUAGUGUGUUUUCAGCGAGGAAUGGCAUUGCGCAUCCGGGGUGGUAAUGACGUCAAGAAAUGCUCCUACUACGUCUGGUACCUGGGGGCAAGAGAGGCGAGGGGCGUCGACGCAAUGCCCGGCGCCAUAGCCUACCUUCUGGAGCGAGAACGGCUUCAGGAACCCUUCAAGGUCACGCUGCAGAUGAGCAGCAAAGGCCUGAAGAUAAUCCAAACGGUUCACCCUGGGGGAUCGGCAAGGUCGGCGGUUAAACACUUGGUCCCGGGGCACGCUGUACUGGCUGCCGUCCAGCGAGAAGACGUUGUGGCAGCGACUCUUCUCUUGCCGAAUCCUGCCACCAAUAACCCGGUGCACGUCCACGCGUACAGAUGCGACUCUGUGGAGACUGCAGAGCUACUAGGUGGCCAACUGAAGGCGUUGGCUUCUCAAUCGGAGAAUCUAACGAGGCUGACCUUGGCUGAGACUAAGAUCAGAUCAAAUCUAGGCAGCGACGGCAGGAGCACUCGGGAAUCAGAAUCCUCGGAGGGUAGCGGGGAACUCAGACAUCACGCAUCCGGUCAGCCUGCUUCGAUCUACGAAUCUUUGGCCGCUGAGCUCAGAGCCAAGCUGGGUAGGGGAAAUUCGGCGGACCGCGAUGGAGGUGGACCGAUAUUGUUGCCGCCCAGAGAUUACGACACGGUGCAUCGACACCGCGGUAACUUGGCCGGUAUAGAGUUUCGUCGGUGUUUGAAUCAGAACAUCGUUGGGGCGAAUACCUCACUCGACAGGGGUGGAACCCGAAGCGCUACCAGCAGCGGAAUAGGCUCCGACAGUGCCGCUACGCCUCCACCCUACCAACCCCGUCAUCCGCUGGGUCCACGACCUUCGGGACCAUCGAGGGAUUCCUCUUCCGAUGACGAAUGGGGUGGACCACCGGAACAAUCGAUGAAUCCAAUGCACUUGGGAGAGUCCGCAUCGAAUCUGACUUUGCCCAGAGUGACGAGAAGUCCGGAUCGCGUGCCACCUGUGGCCAGAACGAUUUCACCACCGUCUCACGUUACGGCGCGGCGAGCCCCUGAGAUGAGGCAACGCUCCCCGAGUCCGCAUUAUCUCACGCGGCCUAAUCACGGGGAGGUUGUCAGCCCUCGUGAGAGGUUUCAAGACGCCAAAGAGAUGUUCCGCGCCAUGGAAAGAGAAGUCGUCGCCAGGCCGGCUAUCGUGAGGCAAAGGGAACCGGACCACCCAGUCGUGAACAGGUCAGCAUCGUCGCGUCGCAUCCACGAGGAGAGAAAAGCCGGCAGACAGGUUCCCAUGACGUCAACGUCCAUCGGCGUCCCUUUGGAACACACGAGACGGGCUGCUCAUCCAGAGUUGGUAGAUCGAGAUACGGACAGCGCGAACAUCAGAGCGAGGCCCAAACCUAGGACACAUCAUUAUGCUCCCGAACCACUGGCCGUCGAAACAGCCCGACUCAGGCCUAGGAGUUACUACGAAAAUCCACUCACUGGAAGAGAUCCUCGGGACCUGAAGGAGAUGAGGGACCCCAGAGAGAUCAGGGACCUACGUGGGCGAGAAAGACCGAGGGCACCGGCCUACCAGGAGUUGGCCGACCACGAAAGGUACCCCGGUCUCGAUCGAGACAGCGCAAGGCCACAGUUGGAAACUGGCGCGUCUUCUCGUUACCGGCACAGCUACGCCGAACCACCUAGACUGGGACUCGCCGCACUCCACCCUUAUUGAGCGUUGACUGAGGAUCAGUAGCAUUGAGGGAACGACGCCGAUUGAUUUUACAUCCCACGCAUUCACCGUGUCACUGUUAGCUAACACAAGAACAGUGGAAUAAUCGAUGGCGAACGUUUUUCGGAUCGGUGUAAAUAUCUUGUAAAUUUUGUCACGCGAUUCAUGUUUCCAUGAACGGCCGAUAUAUCAUUCGUCGAAAUAUUAAUAAACGAUUAAUGCUUUCAUUAAUUAGCAUGCAAUUGCGACGUAAUAUUCAUUUUUUUCUGAAAUGUGUUAGUUCGAAAUUACACGUCCGGCGAUAUUCUUACCCUUGGUAACGAUUUCGCGAUAUCUGCCCUGAUAUUAAGAUGCCAAAAAUCUCAUUGCAGAUUGUUCCAAUCCUCUAAAAGAGUCGAUAUCACGUUUCGAACGUAAUCGCAGUUACUUCAAGAAUAUCACCCACGUGUAGGUCUUUGUUAUAUGCGCUUCGUGUUUACGCUGUAUAUAAAUCGUGAAUAAUUUUAUUUAAUACAAAAACCCAUCCAUGAGCUCACCGCAGAUUCUUCGACAAGGACACUUAUCGAAACCUGUGUUGAAGCUCUUCGGCAAAUAAUCAGCAUACACGUACUAUCUGGCUGGAAAUAAGGAUAAUCGAUACCUUAUUAAAAAAGCUGAUAGUGCAGUAAGACUCCUAUGAUAAAACUACGGUCAGAAAUGGCAGUAUAAGUGGUUAGGGUAAGAAUCUCUCAUACGGAAUCGUGCGUCAGAAUAUGGGAAUUGCAAUGAAAUACAAUUGUUUCCCAACAUCGUUCGAAUUCGGAACUUAUGCUCUUAUUCGUGAUCGAGCAGUUUAUCGAAAAAAAUGGCGUAUUCAUUGAUUUCAAAGAUUAGAUCCGAAAGGACGAAGUGAGCAGGAAAAAUGUCUUCCGUUCUCGAGCCAUCAUAGCUUGAGCGCAUAAAAAUCGACUGACAAUUGGAGAUCAGAGAUGAACGUGUGCCCUCCAGAUAAAAUGUACACGUGUUUAUUUCUGUUUGUAUACGUGCAAUCAUCGUAGAAAUGUAUAGCUAACAUUUAGUCGAUAAAUUGUAUUCUGUAUUCAGCAGCAAUUUACAUUAUCGUUGUAUCGUCAAAAGGCGUCGACGAAUGUGUACGUACUAUACAUUAUUGCAACAGCAACGUACUAACCGAAAAUAUACUAAUCGUAAGCCUUUGUACUAGAA
Messenger RNA from Athalia rosae (coleseed sawfly), 3727 nucleotides. RefSeq lists its product as uncharacterized. The coding region runs from base 830 to 2527 and encodes 565 amino acids. NCBI's taxonomy places the organism in Eukaryota, Metazoa, Arthropoda, Insecta, Hymenoptera, Athaliidae. The transcript is spliced from 8 exons. The record is from RefSeq and is a predicted model, not a curated record.